Messenger RNA from Mollisia scopiformis, 1177 nucleotides. RefSeq lists its product as uncharacterized. The transcript has a single exon. The record is from RefSeq and is a predicted model, not a curated record. Lineage: Eukaryota; Fungi; Ascomycota; Leotiomycetes; Helotiales; Mollisiaceae. Bases 387 to 1085 code for a protein of 232 amino acids.
AGUAUCGUGACCAAUUUUCGCUUUAUUGGGCAUGGCCCUGAAUUAGUAAUCUGCUCUCUCUCGACCGAUAAUCGCCAUCAGCUCAAUCCUUCUCCCUGAAUCCACUCUUCUGAGAACACCUAACCAGAGCUUACUGAAAGACCCUCUGUAUCGGGAUAUAAUUGAUUGCGAUCCCACUUGAACUGGUAGUUGAUCUUUUCUAGGCGACGCCACAACCGCUUUCGGGGGCAGAAUUACGCCGACCGGGAUAUCUCACUGGCCGAUACUGUAUUGAAUGUGCUUUUCACCAUAAAUUUCCAACUUAACAGGUACUUAUAUAAAUGCCAAAAUACUACAAAAGUACAGUACAUCACAUACGGUGCAGUUCCCUCUGAUCCAAUCCAACAAUGAAGAUCAUCUUGACGGGUAGCACAGGUUACAUCGGCAACGAAGUCCUACUUCAAUGCCUCGCAAACCCUUCAAUCACUUCAAUCAUCGCUCUUUCACGGCGCAACCUAAAAAUCUCAGAUCCAAAGCUCAAAGUCAUCAUCCACGAAGACUUCACGACUUACCCCCCUGAACUCAUGACUCAGCUGGCAGAUGCUGAUGCAUGCAUCUAUUGCCUCGGAUCAAACGUCCCAGUCAAGCCUCCAGAGCUCAAUCAAAAAAUCAACUUCGACUAUGCAAUCACAACCGCACGCACAUUUGCCGGUUUCUUCAACAGCUCGAACUCCGCUCCCAUGAACAAGAGUUUCAAAUUUGUCUAUCUCAGCGGCGCCUUACCAGAGAAAGACCCAGAGAAGAAAUUGUGGUUCUUAGCGGAGAACCGGCGUAUGAGGGGAGAGCUUGAGAAUGCGCUUUUGCAGCUUGGGAAGGAGAAAGAAGGAACGGGGUUUGAGGUCUUUGUUGCGAGACCGGGGUUUGUCCAGAAAGAGGGUGCAGUUCUCAAGGCUUGGCUUGUCGGCUUGGUUGGGAAGUAUAUUUUUAUGCCGGAUUUGGCUGCGAGUAUGGUUGAUGUUGCUUUGCAUGGGUAUUCUAGACCAAUUAUAGAGAACGAAAUGCUGGUUGAGCUAGGGAGGAAAGUGGCUACGAGAGGCAAUAGUUGAGAGGGAUGUUGUAAGAUCUUAUGUGCCAGUGUAAUGUUAAAAUUUAGAAAGCUAUACUAUCGAAGAAGAAGAAGAGGAACGAGAAAUGUGCA